CGCCAUUUUGCAUUUGGCCGAGAGAUGAGAAGCGCCUUAUUGCAUUUCGCCUCCUGGGCGCCGCCAUUUUAGGUGCCUUCAUAAAAUGCCCGUCGAGAAUCCCCUCUUUUUUCGCCCCGCUCCCAAGAUGGCGUCGAUGCGGGAGAGCGACACCGGCCUGUGGCUGCACAACAAACUGGGCUCCACGGACGAGCUGUGGGCGCCGCCGAGCAUCGCCUCGCUGCUCACGGCCUCAGUCAUCGACAACAUCCGUCUCUGUUUCCACGGCCUUUCCUCGGCCGUCAAGCUCAAGCUGCUCCUGGGGAUGCUGCACCUGCCCCGCCGGGCGGUGGAUGAGAUGAAAGGGGCACUGACUGAAAUUAUCCAGCUCGCUACCUUGGAUUCAGACCCCUGGGUCUUAAUGGUAGCUGAUAUUUUAAAAUCCUUUCCAGAUACUGGCUCCCUUAACCUUGAUCUUGAAGAACAGAAUCCCAAUGUUCAAGAUAUUUUAGGAGAGCUUAGAGAGAAAGUAAGUGAAUGUGAAACUUCAGCUAUGUUGCCGUUGGAAUGCCAAUACUUAAACAAAAAUGCCUUGACAACACUAGCUGGGCCACUUACUCCCCCAGUGAAACAUUUCCAGCUGAAAAGGAAACCUAAAAGUGCCACUCUCAGAGCUGAACUCUUGCAGAAGUCAACAGAAACUGCACAACAGCUCAAGAAGACUGCAGGAGUGCCUUUCCAUGCCAAAGGCAGGGGACUGGUCAAGAAGAUAGAUACAACAACACCACUCAAAGGAAUACCAAAACAAGCUCCCUUCAGGAGUACUUCAGCUCCCAGUGUUUUUAGUCCUUCAGGAAACAGAACUCCUAUUCCUCCUUCAAGAACACCUUUGCGCAAAGAAAGAGGAGUUAAGCUUCUAGAUAUCUCUGAGCUGGAUAUGGUAGGUGCUGGCCGUGAAGCAAAGAGAAGAAGAAAGACAUUAGAUACGGAAGUUGUGGAAAAGCAAGCCAAAGAAGAAACAGUAGUAGAAAAUGCUACCCCGGAUUAUGCUGCUGGCCUUGUAUCUACACAGAAACUUGGCUCAUUGAACAAUGAGCCUGCACUACCUUCUACAAGUUAUUUACCUGCUACCCCCAGUGUGGUGCCGUCUUCCUCCUAUAUCCCAAGCUCUGAAACACAGCCAGCUGGUUCUGCACGAGAGGCCUUGCAGACCAACAGGCAGACAGAAGAGCCUGCAGCUCCAAAUGCUACUACAACUCUCCCUGCACAGUUCAAACAAAGAACACCCAUGUACAACAGUAACGCUAAUCCCCCUGCAGCUACACCUACCUCACCCCUUACACCCACCACACCUCCUGCCAUCUCCCCUGCGGCACAGGCACCACAAGUGGCCCCCCAAACUCAACAACAGCCACCACCGAAGAAAAGCCUCUCUCUCACAAGGGAGCAAAUGUAUGCUGCACAGGAAAUGUUCAAGACUGCAAACAAAGUUACAAGGCCAGAAAAGGCUCUUAUACUUGGAUUCAUGGCAGGAUCCAGAGAGAAUCCUUGCCAAGAGCAAGGUGACAUCAUCCAAAUUAAACUUAGUGAACAUACAGAAGAUUUACCAAAGGCAGAUGGCACGGGCAGCACCACUAUGUUGGUUGACACAGUCUUUGAAAUGAACUAUGCUACUGGUGAAUGGACCAGAUUCAAGAAGUACAAACCUAUAACUAAUGUUUCCUAAGAGAUGCAGCAGCAGCAGACUGGACCAAAUCAAGUUUAGAGUCAACCAGCUCAUAGAGUAUGUCAACUGUACAAAAUGGCAUUCAUGUGUACAUUUCUUACUGCCCUUCAGAGUAGAAGCUGUGCUCUUCAACCAAACUCAACUCAGUGAACACAGAAGUGGUUGAUGGUGUCAAACUCAAAUAUUUUUUUUUAUUAAUCUUGGGAGAGGGAAAGAUGAUCUUUGAGGGGGGUGGGGGGACAUUGUUGGUGUGUUUUUAUUCAGGAUGAUGUCUUGGAAGUUCAGGAUGCUGAAAAAGGAGAUCACAGCUGAAAGGUUACAGAUGGGAGCAGUUCACUGCUAAGUACCAGAAGAGAAGACUACUGCACAGUCACUCAUGGUUUACUGUUAACUGAGGGCACAGAUCUUUAUUAUAAAAACAUUUUCUUUGGCAACAUGAGUUCUGUUAUAAGAAUGGAUGUUUGAAGCACCACAGGUCGGUAAUUGAUAAUUUUGUAUUUCAGCUGCAGUAUAACUAUUGCAGAUGGUAGAUGUCAGUGUCUAAAGGUACCCACUGUAUGUUUAGCUUAUUUAUGCUUGGGUCAUAGGAUGAAAUUGAGCAGCUUUAUUUUAGCAGUGGGAACAAAGCAACAUGGACCCCCUUAUGCAUCCAAAGAUCGCUUUAUUGUAGAAAUUGCAUCCUUUUAAACCUUUGAUCUCAACCUGACAUAACUGAAACCAGACUGAGACCUAUCAGAACUUAACAGAAAGAAGGCACCCAUUGGCUGGCUCAGCUGCUGUGCUGCUGCUCACUUGUCCUAUCAUUCAAUCAGCUUCCUACUGUGUGCUGUCCGCACAUUCCCCCAGCCAGUCACACUCUCACUUCCAGCUGUCACUCAAUGACUCUCUCCUCACUCCUGACUGCAUCUCACUCCUCAGCCAGCUUCCACCUGUCCAGCCUGCAGCUGUGCCUUUCCCAUGGGGCCUUCUGGGGAGCAUAAGCCUUAACCACUUCACUAAUUAUUACCCCUUAUCCUACAUGUCCCCCCUCUUUUUUAUUAAGCAAGGAAAGCCUACUAGGAAAAACCUAAACAAUUCCUAAGACAUUAGUAACAGUGACAAUAAUUAUGACAACUUUUCAAAAAAUGUAGCAUAGGCUUCUCUGGUGUGAGCAGUAACACUUAACAGGAACAUAAUUCAAUUUUAAUGCAAUUAACAAGGUGAAACUUAAAACUGCCUAUAUGCUUUGCUAUCACCCAGGGUCUGCCAGGUUAGCCUUCUUUUCACAAUGAGGACUUGGAAGGCCUCUUCCGGAUGAGGCUUCCAUGUUUACCUCAAAGGAAUGUGGUCUAGGUUUUGCAAAACUAAAUCAGUGAGUCUUUUUUUUUUUACAGAAACACCUGGGUUUGAUAGCGUACUUUUCCUUGCCAGUCAAGGCCAUAGCUUGGCCAGAGCUAAGACCUAGGCUGGGAAGGCAUCCCUGUCAUAUAAUUAAAAGAAAUCUUCAGUGAUAACUCACAGAACAGCCAGCUUUGUCAUAAAUAACUUGUAAAUAACUAUAACUAUGUACAUAUAUAUACAACUCCUUUGAAAGUACCGUUUACCUUUUUGUCACAAACAAACCAAUUCAAAACUAUCAAAGGAAAUCUCUCUUUGUCUCAGCCAAACCUACAACCUCCAGGCAGGCUUGCUCCUCUGAGGAGGCAAGGCAGAGGUACAAGGUCCUAGUGGCUAGCAGCACCAACGCUGGGGCUUGGUGUAAGGGCUGCGUGGCUGUGCCGCUGCACAGCCCCAUGGGCUUAUCCAGCUGCAGUAGAGAUAUCCGCGCCACUUUGCCCAGGCCACUCAGUGACAUCUGCGGCAUGGCAGUGCCCAUGCCACGGGAGCCACGUGCUGUGCCCAGAAGAGUGCAGCCCAUGCCCCUUGGCUGCUUCUGCCGCUAGCGCCCCGUGCCCUGACGGCCGCUUCUGGGUGGAUGUACGAGACAAGCGUUCUGGGCCGGCUGUACUAUUGUCACCAGGCCAUGCUUUGUGCGUGAUGUUUCUGUACUUGAUGGGCUGGCAGUCCCUGAUAUGCCCAUGGCUGGCCACAGACCACCUGCAGCGAGCUGAGCACUGUCAAUGUGGCCACCAGGCCCACCCCAACCCCCACCCAGCCAGGACCCCCCACACGUGUGUCCAAAACCUGGAAGCACGUGGCUCAAGCCACUGCCAGAGUGUUAGUAUUACGAGCAGUAGUUCCCACGUUUUGGCAUUCUCUAACCAUAUCUGCUAUAUCACAAGUAUAUGGGUUAUGAACAGCGAGCAGUGCUUUUCUACAAUCUUUGUUAGAAUUUUUAAAUGUAAGUUGCAGCAACAGAGUAACUCUGGCCUCAUCACUGUCAACUUGCCAGGAGAGUGUGGCAUGCAGUCUGUCCAGGAACUGCAUAAAUGACUCCACUGGAUCCUGUAAAAUCUUAGCAAAAGACAUACUAGAAUUGAUACCCAUCCCCAGGAGUCGCUGCAGGGCUAGGUGAGUGAUGUUAUUGCAUACAUCACGCGGGUAGCCUGCCUGCACUGCAGGGACUGCAAAGGGACCCUCUUCGGUCAGCUGCGCAAUGGUGACUGGUGCAUUUCUGUCCUGCAACGUUUCCGCCUGGGUUGUACACAGCUCUCUGCAAUUGGUGAGCCAGACUGCAAACUGCAUCACAGUUAGAAUCAUUUUCCUUGUACUUUUCCAGCCAUGGAGUGUGAGGACGUACGUGGUACUGAUAGACUCGAGGUAGCUUAGGGCGCAAUGGGAGGAUAUGCCGCUUUCUUUUACUAGGGCUCUCAGUUCUUUAUAGUCUAGCCCUCGGUAUGCUGGACGUUGGUUCGGUGCCUGUAUUACUGGGCAGGCUGAAAGGACUGCCAAAUCGCCCUCCUUUGUGGUGGCCUCCCAGCAUUUUUGCCAAUGCUGGACUACUGCAUCGCCAUCCUGGGCAGGAAGUGAGUCUGCUGCCUGCUCGCGAUGUGGGAAUUCUGCGCCAAAGGGGCCAACCACGCAGGGAUUUUUAUCGGGGUAAGGCAGUUCCAUGGGGCUUGGGUUAGUUUCAGGGUAAGGGAAUUCUGUGGGGUUUGGGUCCAUCUUGGGGUCGUGUAUGGGUUCUGGUGGUGCUGAGGGUUCAGGGGAAUUAACUUCCGAAGCCAUGUAACGGCUGACAUUUGCGUGACUUGCUUUAAUAGCUGCCAUGAUUGUCCCCCAUGUUGCGAGGUGCUCACAAGCUUCAGCAUCGCCAUGCCUGGUGAUAUCAACGUCUCUGCCCUGUUGCUUGCGAGGUUUCUGAUCAAAGGGGCCCACUAAAGGGAAAAUCUUUAACUUGAUUACACACCCAGUCCAGCAGGGUGCUUAGUUUCACAUCAGCCAUAUUAAUAGAUUGCUGAUAGCUGCCUGGCCUGGUUCAAGCUCCUGCUUUGUUCCCCUGAUAUUCCACCUCCCAUACUUUCUCCCACUGGUCUUCUCACCCUCCCAGUGAGGUGUGCACACUUUAAAUUCCCAAGUUCCUUCCCAAACUCUUUCCGGAUCCUGCCUGGCCAGUUCCUUGACCUAGUGGGAGCUGCUACCAGAGUGGACCGCACACCCUGCACCACCUUUAUAGUUCCCUGUUUGGGCCAGCCAGCAGUGGGGAACAAAGCGACACAGACCCCCUUACGCAUUCAAAGAAAAUCACUUUAUUGUAGAAAUUGCAUCCUUUUAAACCUUUAAUCUCAACCUGACAUAACUGAAACCAAACUGAGACCUAUCAGAACUUAACAGAAAGAAGGCACCCAUUGGCUGGCUCAGCUGCUGUGCUGCUGCUCACUUGUCCUAUCAUUCAAUCAGCUUCCUGCUGUGUGCUGUCCGCACAUUCCUCCAGCCAGUCACACUCUCGUUUCCAGCUGUCACUCAAUGACUCUCUCCUCACUCCUGACUGCAUCUCACUCCUCAGCCAGCUUCUACCUGUCCAGCCUGCAGCUGUGCCUUUCCCAUGGGGCCUUCUGGGGAGCAUAAGCCUUAACCACUUCACUAAUUAUUACCCCAUAUCCUACAUCUUGUUAACUCUCUAUGUUGUCAAUGUACAUGCCCAGCAUGAGUUAGUCUUUAUUUGGCAUUAUUUGAGAUAGACAGAAACUGAGUAUCAUAACAUUCUGAAAAAAAAAUCCAUCCAAAUUAUAAAAGUAACUGUGUCUUGUUGCUGCCUGGAAGUGAUAAUUUCUUGCCAUAGGAGUCUUGGUGUAGAAGUUGAUCUAUGGCUCUUGCAUAACAAGCCCUUUGCACAGCAUAACUUACCUGGAGGAAAGGAAACAACUACAUCUCAAAACCAGUUGGAGCUUAAUUUAAAAAUGGCCCUAGAAAUGGUUGAGACACAUCUGAGUAGAAGUAGUUUUGUUGUCUUGAGGAACUAUUAAUGUAUGUUUGGUUGAGCAGUCAAAAGCUGCUUGAUUGCCAAACCCAGACCCAAAAAGUUUUUAAUGACUGUAGCUGUGGUUCUUAUUUAUACUGAUAGAGUGUAGCUUUAUCAGUAUAAAUACUAAUGUGACCACAAUUAUAUUGGCAUAUAAAUGUGCCUUGUACUUGUCCCCUGCUAGAAGAAGCACAUUUUUAUCUUUAUAACUGUGUUCAUACCAGUGGUGUAAUCUGGCUUUAAUGCUACAAGCAAAGCUGGCGUUUUCUGAGAGGAUUUAUGUGCAUAAGUCAGGAGAGUCCUUCUUGGGAAACUUAGCUUCAUCAUUUGAAGGAGUCUUGAAUUCAGUGUCUGGGUUCUGCCAGUACUUGUGUGUGGAGCUGUGCUUGGUUGAGAAUGCUGCUUAGAAAGAAGAAAUACAAAGAUGAGGAACAGAGUGGUGAUGUGUUGAGGAGGUACCUUGGGCUGACUUAAAGAUUCAUGUUGAAGUGGAACUUUUAGGGCUAAAUGAGGCUUUUUUGUUGUUGUUGUUGUUCCUUUUUUCUGAAAAAAAAAAAAAAAAAAAAAAGCAGACCAAAUCCCAUAGUACAAUUGUAUACUUAUAAAGACAUUUAGAUGUUUGAUUAGAAUCUUUUUUUAUUGGGGAAUUUUUUAUUGCAUUUUAAUCUUUGUUUUUCAAUCAAAUUACCCAAGAGGACAGGGCAAGUAUAAAUAAUAUUUUAAAAAAUGCCCUGUAUUCUGCAGUGUUUUAAGAUGUGACCAAAAGUGUAGAGUUCUUAACUUUAUUUAAGCAAAUACACAGAAUGUUCUAGCUCCUGUAACAGGCAGGGUAUUUGAUGGUAACUGCUGCUAUUACAGAAUAUUGUGCAUGUUUUAGUAUGAAAAUUGCUCACAUAUAACUGUCACAUCAGGGCUGUCCUCCCCAGAAUUACCCAUUUCAGAAACAAUGUAGACUGCAAUUUUGAUUCCAACUUUUCUUUUUAAACAACUAGAAAACAGCUUGACAAGUGAGGGUGAGUAGUGAGUUUUAGUUUUUAGGAGUUUAGUAGAAUGUGUUAUGGUUAUAAUUUAUUUGGUUUUAGAGUGUUACACAGUGAGGGCUAAUGAUAGGACAUGAAAGUAUUCAUCUUUUAGGAGAAAGGUUUAAAGAAAAGUGACAUUCCUUUUGUUGUCUGCAUUCAGAUUUUAAAGUUUCCUUGUGAUGACCAGUUUUUGGUACACGUGUAUGAUACUUCUGUCUUAACUGUUCCUGCUUGCUAGAUGAGCUGCAAGUAUCAGAUACAGUUGUUAAAAAUGAGCAUUUAGAAAAUUGGCUGGCUUGAGGGGCAUGUACUGUCAUGUAUUGUGAACUGUUGAUGCAAGACCUGUGCAGUUCAGUCGUGGUCAGGAGCUGCUGUGUGGUGGCUCUUUUGACUUCCUUGAGAUUAAUGGUGGUCCCUGAAUAAACUUUCUGGGGCCACAGAAGUGUGCAUUUCAGAGCUGUGCUUUGGGAGGAGAUAGCUGUCCCUCUGCUCUUCAAGAAGCCCUUCUAGAAUGCAGUGGAGUCACUUGAGUGCAGUAGUAUGUAGGAAGCUUAACCAUGCUGCUGUUUGUAAUUGCUGCAUAGUGCAGUUGGUCUCCAGGCCUGUUUGUCUAAAGUCAGUCAUAGGCAAUAAAUUGAAAUUUUAAGUAGAACUAUAGUAUAUUUUUAAUUUUGUUAACUCAUUAGGAUGAGACUGCGGCAACACUGCAAAAUUAAUCUUUUUAAGUCACUUUAUGACCCUCAAUACAAGAGGAUUACUUCAACAUGAUCUGUGAAUCUAUAAAGUAUUUAAAUGCCUAAAGGGGAAGUUUCUGCAAAAUCGUUAAAAUGAUACAAUGAGAAAUUAAACUACAUGCAGUCCUUCGGUUCAGUGAAUGAAAUCAUCAAAUCCAUGUUCUCAAAGUAAGAAUAAUGCCAGACAAAUCAGAAAGGGAAACUUCAAAUUGAAAUUCCAAUAUAUUGGAAUUGUUACAUACAGUACAAAAUCUGACCUUGGAACUUGACGUUUUUUUGUCUUGAAUACUCAGUCACUUGGAUGUGAAGCUAUUCAGUGAGGCUCAGUGUGUGCUGUAAGGUUAAACAAAAGCAUUUCUUUACUCUAGAAUGACUUGCAGAUGUACUGAGUUGACCAGAGAAGUAAUUCAGAGUUUUCUUAAAGCUUUGCUUUUGUGCUUUCCUCAUGCCUUUAUCCAAGCAUGAAGUUUUAGGAAAUAGCAAGCCCAAAUUUAAGAACUUUGGGCUUGAACUGCAACUCAUCAAGGGGAUGUCCCAGUCUCUCUUGCCCUUGCUUGUAGAGAAGCUCCUGUCUGUGCAAGCCUAGGCAUGAUAUGAACUAGGUUCUUUGAUUUGAGUAUGAAAUACUGGAGAAAGAAGCAGUGGAAAGUGGCUUGUGUUUUCCAUGUCCUGUCCUGUCCAGACUUUGUUUUUAGGGGAGAAAGAACACAUUCAUCUUACCCAAGGUUCUUCAACAGCUUGUCCUAUAGUGAAGUGCUAGAUUUCGGAAGGCUCCAUGUUCUUUCACGUGUGCCAUGAAGACCAGAAAGAGUGAAAUGAGUGUAAUGAAGAAAGGGAGCCCAAGAAGGAUGCUGAGAUCACAGAUUCCAUCUUUCUGUUCAUUCUUUUGCUACUCUAAUGCUUUGUAGUUACCUCCAUACAAUCCAGUCUAGGCUUAGUACAGUUAACACUCUAGUAUUGGGCUGGUAUUUUGUGGGUUAAUCUGAUUUUCAGUGCUGGCUUUGCCAUUUAAUCUUUCAGUUCAAUACCAUAGGAUCCUGGAUACAGUGGAGAGGAGCCUUUGGUAGUUGCUUGACAUCUCCAUGUGGAAUUGGUCACUUCUCUCACUAAGUUGUGUCAAAGUGCAGACCACUUGUCUAGAUAAAAGAAUCUUGAGACUUUGACAUCACAUGGUUUAAGAGUGAAUCACAUAUUCAUAGUAAGAUCUGACUGGAAAAAAAGACUAAAAAAUGUUAAGCCAGAGUCCUCUGGGAAUCUGGUGCCUUUAACAAAAACUGUCAUUUUGUAAAAUGUCACAUCUAUAGCAUAGCCCUUAUGUUUUCUAUUGGUUUUUGGUUUUUUUUGUACAGAUGUAAAUUCAAAAUAUUCUGUCUUUGGGUACGUAUUUUCAGUGUAAUACAGUAUGUAUAAUAAAAAAUUUAGAUUUUCUAA
Vidua chalybeata is the source of this 9273-nucleotide messenger RNA. RefSeq names its product negative elongation factor complex member A (gene NELFA). Gene Ontology annotation, biological process: negative regulation of transcription elongation by RNA polymerase II. The transcript is spliced from 12 exons. Gene Ontology annotation, cellular component: NELF complex. NCBI's taxonomy places the organism in Eukaryota, Metazoa, Chordata, Aves, Passeriformes, Viduidae. The coding region runs from base 86 to 1705 and encodes 539 amino acids. The record is from RefSeq and is a predicted model, not a curated record.